This is a messenger RNA of Arabidopsis thaliana (thale cress), 257 nucleotides long. RefSeq names its product Defensin-like (DEFL) family protein. Gene Ontology annotation, cellular component: extracellular region. The record is from RefSeq and is marked reviewed. The coding region runs from base 3 to 230 and encodes 75 amino acids. Lineage: Eukaryota; Viridiplantae; Streptophyta; Magnoliopsida; Brassicales; Brassicaceae. The transcript is spliced from 2 exons.
AGAUGACAUCGUCAAAGCUUCACUUUGUAGCUCUCCUCAUCAUAGUUUCUCUUUGUAUUAAUGUUCAAUCCGCUCGAAUUAUGGAUGCUUCCUCAGAUUGUGAAUUCAAAGGACCGUGUCAUAAGAAAGAAGAUUGCUAUGACUCAUGUGGAGUGAACAAACCACCGUUUAACAAUGCUAUAUGUGUACCUGGCAGAGAUUCGUUUCAAUGUUGUUGUAUUUUAUCGUGAUUCUAUUCAAAUUUAGUUUACUAUUGA